CAUAAUUAUUACUCUGUAAUAGUUUCUUAUUUAAAAUAGUAUUACUAUUUAAAUUUUUUUUAUAAUUAUUUAAUUAAAUGAAGCAUAAAUUGAUACGUUAUGCAACUAAGACUACGUAAAUAAAACAAAAAUUUAGUCAUGGGUAAAUCAAUUUUUACAAAAUGUUCUCCAAACAGUUCUACAACUAGUUAUUUGACCGAAUUACCUACUUCUACUUAUAAGCAGAUAGAAAAUAAUAGUAAUACAUUCAAAGUUCUUUCAAAAUAUAAAAUUGUUGCUUUGCUAUCAAUAAAAAUUUUUAUUUCCUAUGGUGCUUUUGCUUUAAUAGCUCCUUUUUUUACAAUGGUGGCUAAAACCAAAGGAGUAAGUCAAACAAUAUCUGGAUUAAUAUUUUCCAUUUUUGCUCUGGUAGUGUUUUUUACAGCACCUCUCAUUGGAAAGUCUGUGUCAAAAUUUGGUGUAAAAUUCACAUUAAUAAUUGGUUGUUUUAUUGAAGCAUACACUGAGAUUCUAUUUGGGUACACUUCACUUAUAACUGAUCUUAAUACAUUUAUUGUUUACUGUUUUCUUAUUCGAUCUGCAACAGCAUUUGGUACUGCGUGUACUCAAACAGCUGAAUUAGCAUUAGUUGCUGUAGUGUUUAAAGAAAACAAAGCUAGUAUUAUGGGAAUACUUGAAAUCUUUACUGGUGGUGGUUUGAUGACAGGUCCAAUUUUUGGUGGAAUAUUGUACACGGUAGGAGAUUUUAAACUUCCAUUUGUGGUGUAUGGUGGUCUGACAUUUUUUCUUCUUGUACUUCUAUUCUAUAUACUGCCAAAUAAAUAUGAGCUGUCAUCAUUUGAAGACUCUAGCUUUCAAACACAAAUUUCAAUUACAAAAACACUUUGUUUACCUGGAAUAUUUUUAGUCUGUUUAGUUAUUGUGUUAUGUGCAACUAUGAUAACAUUUAUUGAACCAUUGUUGACUUUACAGCUUAUGAAAAUAACGAAAAAUGGGUUGUCAAGUGAUAAAGUGGGUUACUUCUUUGCUAUAAUGCCUGGUACUUAUACUUUCAUGUCACCUAUAAUUGGUUUCCUUGCAGAUAAAAGGAUUAAAAGUCGUUAUAUGAUUAUUAUGGGACAAGUGUUAUCAAUAACUGCAAUAUUAUUUCUUGGUCCAACUCCUUUAUUCAAGUCAUUUGUUCCUGAAACAUUGCUGACAUUAGGACUUUCACUUGGUUUUCUUGGAAUUUCAGUUUCUUGUGCCCUAAUACCAUGUUUGGCAGAUAUGCAUAUAACAGUAUUUAAUUAUGGAUAUAUUGAUUGCAUAGCAACAAGUGGAGUACUUUCAGGAAUAUUUAGUAGCUGUUUCUCGAUUGGGUCUUUUAUUGGUCCAACUUUAGGUAGUUUCCUUGCUGAAAAGUUAUCUUUUGAGUAUACUGCCACAAUUUUAGCAGGAAUAAUUUUAAUAUCGUGUGUACUUCUAAUUAUUGAAACCAUAAAAAGCAUGCGAAAUAAGCCAUUCUCUGAAUCUGAUGAUUUUAUGCAUUAAAACUUUUAUCAUUAGAAAUUACCAAUUGAUCAAUUAAGAUUUUGUCAUGCCCUAAAACAACUUUUAUUAGACGCUCAUUUCAA
Molecule: messenger RNA, 1613 nt
Organism: Hydra vulgaris (swiftwater hydra)
Lineage: Eukaryota; Metazoa; Cnidaria; Hydrozoa; Anthoathecata; Hydridae
Source: RefSeq, a predicted model, not a curated record